CAACAUUCAUAACAAGAAUUGAGAAUCUCCCUCAUUUUCAGCAAGGAAUUGACUCACAAAGAAGCAAUGAAUCUUGUGUUUUAUGAGCUGUAGAACAUUAUAGUUAUUAGCACACACUCACAAGCAUAGUAUCACUUAUGAUGAUGGUUAUGGCAGAUCAAAGGCAUGGAGAAGGAGAAAUGGAGCAUUCUAAGAAGCCAUUCUUCUUCACAUCUUUUAACCCAUUUUUGUUUGUGUUAAUUUUUCUUCCUUCUCUUGUACUUGUUUCUCUAGUUUGUAAGCUUGAUUUGGAGAUUCCUUGGACGACUGGCUUGGAUAAGGUCUUCUCAAGUUUUGCUCCUCACUUGCUUGACCCAGCUGCUUUGGACCUCAAGGGACACUCUUUUUCCUCUCCCAUUGAAGGAUCACAAACAACGGUACCUGAAAGUAAAGAACGUAAGGGAAAAGAUGCAACUCCGGGGAUCAGUAGAGUUGAGAAAUACAGUAUGUUGGAGAAAAUAGAGGAGAAGUUGGGAAGAGCAAGAGCAGCCAUAAGAGAAGCGGGUCGAGUUCGUAACCUUACGUCUGUACAUGAUGAUCCUGACUAUGUUCCUAGAGGUCCAAUAUAUAGAAACCCAAAUGCUUUCCACAGGAGCUACCUAGAAAUGGAGAGGCUUUUAAAGAUAUACAUAUACAAGGAAGGAGAGCCACCAAUGUUCCAUGAAGGUCCAUGCAAGAGCAUAUACUCCACCGAAGGAAGGUUCAUUCAUGAAAUGGAGAAGGGAAACUCAUACACAACCAAUGACCCUGAUCAAGCCCUUCUCUAUUUCCUCCCUUUCAGCGUUGUCAAUUUGGUUCAAUAUCUCUAUGAACCAAACUCUCAUGAUGUUAAUGCCAUUGGCGUUGCAGUCCAAGACUAUAUCAAUGUCAUCUCGAACAAGCAUUUGUUUUGGAAUCGUAGCCUUGGUGCUGACCAUUUCAUGCUUUCGUGUCAUGAUUGGGGGCCACGAACCACCUCGUAUGUUCCGUAUUUAUUCAACAACUCCAUCAGGGUAUUGUGUAAUGCAAAUGUUUCAGAAGGUUUCCAUCCCUCUAAAGACGCAUCGUUCCCAGAAAUCCAUCUUCGAACGGGAGAAAUCGAUGGACUUCUCGGGGGACUCUCGCCAUCUCGUCGACCUAUUCUUGCAUUCUUUGCAGGUCGUUUACACGGCCACAUAAGGUACCUACUACUGCAAAAGUGGAAGGAAAAAGACAAUGACGUGGUUGUUUACGACGAGCUUCCAAGCGGAGUAUCAUACGAGUCGAUGUUGAAGAAGAGUCGGUUUUGUUUAUGCCCGAGCGGGUAUGAAGUAGCGAGUCCAAGAGUUGUGGAAGCUAUAUAUGCUGAAUGUGUACCUGUGUUGAUAUCAGAAAGCUAUGUUCCUCCUUUCAGUGAUGUUUUGAAUUGGAAUUCAUUUGGUGUGCAAAUAGAAGUGAAGGAUAUAGGAAACAUAAAAGAGAUACUAAGAGGGAUAUCUCAAUCUCAGUACUUGAGAAUGCAAAGGAGAGUGAAGCAAGUUCAGAGACACUUUGUGAUCAAUGGAACUCCCAAGAGAUAUGAUGCUUUCCAUAUGAUACUUCACUCGAUCUGGCUCAGAAGGCUGAACGUACACAUUCAGGAUUAAGUAAGAUCGAUAUGAAUCCAACCCUGAUCCAUCACACGGACUGAAAGACCAAUUAUAAGAAGUAAGACACAGAAGAUUCAAAAGGUCUUUAAUUACUAGUCAAUGUACGAGAAGAGAUAAAGAUUUUUUAGUCCAAAUUUUUUAAUAAUAAUAGUAUAUCAAGUCGAGAAUAGAGGUAAUAAAUAGUCGAACUACUAUUUAAGACUAUUUAUGUCAUAAGUAUUCUUUUCUUCAAUUUUCAUUUAAUAGUUUUUAAUUCGAAGUCAUUUACUGGGCCAAGA
Molecule: messenger RNA, 1924 nt
Organism: Cucurbita moschata (crookneck pumpkin)
Lineage: Eukaryota; Viridiplantae; Streptophyta; Magnoliopsida; Cucurbitales; Cucurbitaceae
Product: probable glycosyltransferase At5g03795
Exons: 4
Coding region: 138-1643 (501 amino acids)
Molecular function (GO): glycosyltransferase activity
Source: RefSeq, a predicted model, not a curated record